AUGAGAUUUUACUUUUUCGUUUCAUGUUUGGGGGCUGCUGCGGCAGUGCUGGCAUCAGCGGUUUGGUGGGUUUGGCCGGUGAUUUUGCGACUCUGGCGAAUACCGCAAGUGCUUGUUGAUGGCAAGGACAAAGAUGCCUUGCGCAUUGGCAUUUUAGGUGCUUCUUUUAUUGCACGAGCUGCCGUGGUACAUGCAGCGGACAAGCGCCGGGAUGUGUUAGUGUCAGCUGUAGCAGCGCGUGAUUGGACCAAAGCUGAGACGUUUGCGAAGCAACACGGCAUUCCGGCCUUUCACGGCGGAGCAACAGCAUAUUUGGACCUGCUAGCUCGUGAGGAUGUCGAUGCUGUAUAUGUUGGCCUCCCAACACACCUCCAUCUUGAAUGGACGUUGGCAGCCUUGCGUGCAGGGAAACAUGUCCUUCUGGAGAAGCCAGCUGUCUUGAACAUGGAGGAGGCAAAACAAUUGAUAGGAGCCAUGGCCGAGACAAAGCUGCAAGUUUUUGAAGCAGCCCAUCAUCGCUACCAUCCAGCUGCACGACGCUUCAAACAGCUUACAUUGAAAGAAAGAGACGUUGGGCUGUCAGAUUUUGAGGCGCGGUUUUCCAUGUUGGAUCCAAAGGCAUUGUUGUCGAUAUUCAAGGAGCUUUUGGGUAUUUCGAAGCCAGUGACCCAAGAGGACAGAUUUCACGAGAGAAUCAAGAAUUUGGACCGGUGGUACUAUUGCGUUGAUAUGCUCUUAUGGAGCACUGGUGCAAUAGAUGCAGAAGUUAUCUUUGCAAAGGAGGAUCGUUUUUCAAUCUCUGCCACUUUGAAGCUUCAACGCUCUGCUUCCACCGCUACUGCAACUCUCUAUAUGGCAAGAGACAACCUAUGGGAGCCCUUUUCCUGGAGCAUUGCAGAACAUGGCUUAGCAGACAAGGUGAGACAUGCUUGA
Molecule: messenger RNA, 933 nt
Organism: Durusdinium trenchii
Lineage: Eukaryota; Dinophyceae; Suessiales; Symbiodiniaceae
Source: the annotation of a GenBank genome assembly